AUGACGGCCAUGAAAACAAUGGUGGAAAAACACAGUGAUGUAUUCAACUUGAUGGAGAUUCAGUUUACUGUCAUAGAAGAGCAUAGUAACCAGAAAUGUUUCUCCUUCCUCUGUAGGCUCCUGAAGAAGCAGUUCUUCCACCGGGCUCUCAAAGUGAUGAAGAAAAAACCAGAGAAGGAGAUCAAGAAAGAAAAAGAGAAGGAGAAGGAAAAAGAGAAAGAGAAGGAGAAAGAGAAAGAGAAAGAGAAGGAGAAGGAGAAGACCAAGGGCGACAGCAGCAAAGAGGAGGAGAAAAAAGGGAAGAAGGAGAAAGAGAGGAAGAAAGAGUCCGAAGUUGCCGAAACCAAGAAGGAGAAGAGCGAUGACAGUCCUGGAACUCCCAAGAAGAAGAAAGACGUGAAGAAGAAAUUCAAACUGGAGCCUCAUGAGGAGCAGCUGUUUCUAGACGGAAACGAGGUGUUCGUCUGGAUUUACGAUCCUGUUCAUUUCAAGACGUUCGCCAUGGGACUGAUACUCGUCAUUGCAGUGAUCGCAGCCACGCUGUUCCCUCUGUGGCCGGCAGAGAUGCGAGUUGGAGUUUAUUAUCUGAGUGUAGCCGCAGGCUGCUUCGUGGCCAGUAUUCUGCUUCUCGCUGUCGCUCGCUGCAUCCUCUUCCUCAUCAUCUGGGUGGUGACGGGCGGCCGCCACCACUUCUGGUUCCUCCCUAACCUAACGGCCGAUGUGGGCUUCAUCGACUCGUUCCGCCCGCUCUACACUCACGAUUACAAAGGGCCGAGAGCCAAGAAGGACAAGAUGGACGACAAGGAGGAGGGCGGCAACAAGAAAUCAGACAGCGACGAGAAGUCUGACAGCGAGAAAAAGGACGGCGAUGAGGAGGAGGAAGAGGAGGAGGAAGAGGAGGAGAGCAAAGAAGUGGGGGAGAGUAAAGAGGCGGAGGGGGGGGGAACGGGGGCGGAGCGUCACUCAGACACAGACAGCGACCGGCGGGAGGACGAGGGCUCGCAGCACAGCAACGGAAACGACUUUGAGAUGAUCACCAGGGAGGAGCUGGAGCAACACACUGAGGAGGAGGAGGAAGAGGAAGAGGAGGAAGAAGAGAGGAAAGAGGAGGUGGAAGAGAGGAAGGUGGUGAUUCGGUAG
Messenger RNA from Notothenia coriiceps (black rockcod), 1140 nucleotides. RefSeq names its product translocation protein SEC62. Bases 1 to 1140 code for a protein of 379 amino acids. Gene Ontology annotation, cellular component: endoplasmic reticulum membrane; endoplasmic reticulum. The record is from RefSeq and is a predicted model, not a curated record. Gene Ontology annotation, biological process: post-translational protein targeting to membrane, translocation. The transcript has 7 exons. NCBI's taxonomy places the organism in Eukaryota, Metazoa, Chordata, Actinopteri, Perciformes, Nototheniidae.